AUGGCCCUUGGUCGAAUGCUGUCAAGUGAAGCCGAAGCGGACGGUGACGCAGGUGACCCGCCUGCCUACGCGGAGCUGGAGGAGUUGCGAGACGCCGAGGAAGCGUCGGAGGAGGACGAGGAGCUUCCGGAGGCGCUCGGAGAAAGAGGGAUCGGACCGGACUCGCCGCACUCGCCUCGCGGGCCGUGUGGGGGCGACGGCCUGGGCCCUGGCCGAUCCCGCGGCUUCUCGCUGCGCGGGAGCUCCUCGGCUUGCACCGGCAAGGCGCGGACACGUUCAGGGAAGACGGAGGGUUUAAGAGUUUGGGAGCAGAGCGGACUUGAGCUGCGGGAGGAAGAGCCUGAGGACGCGAGUUCCUCGAAGUUGGAGAAGCUGGGACUGCGUCUCGUCGUCGCCGCUGAAGCUGCAGCACGAAAUGCCGCAGCGGAAGUGGCGAGAGAGGUAGCCGAUGCCGCGGCUUCGAAGCUGGCAGAGCUGAGGCGCCAACUGCUGAAGGAGGUGGAGCGCCAACGCUCCUCACUGGAAGCAGCAGCCGCUGAGAUGGGCUUGCAGGCGAAAGCCGCGGUGGCUAUGGCCAAAGGUGCCGAGGAUGCUGCGGCCGUGGCGGAGACUUUCUCACUGCGCCUGGAAGCUUCUCAAAGCGAGCUUCAAGAGGUGAAGGAGACAGGCGCCGAACAUCAUGCUGACUUGCAUCAGUGUCUGGCGUCUUUGAAGCUGGAAGUCGAUGAUGCUCUUGGUCCAAAGAUCGGAGACCUGGAGGAGCAGCUCCAGGCAGAGAGCCAGCGGCUGAAGGCUGUCGGAGGCCAAGCCGAGGCCACGCAGGAGGCCUUCCGGCAGAAUUCGGAGGCCCUGGCUGAGCUCUCCGAGGCCUCCUGGGCCCAUCGGGCGGAGUGUGCUCAGCAGAGACAGAUUCUGCAAGAACUCUUCGCCGAGAAGUUCGCUGAAAGUCUGUCCAAACACGACAAGACGUCCGCAGAACUGACCGCCGUGGCCCAGACCCUGCACGGCCGAGUGGAGGCCGCCGAGACCUCCCUCGGCGCGCUUCGCGCGGACUUCGAAGGCGCCUCGAAGCUGCGCCGCUCGGAGUCCGUGGAUUUGGGGAGCCGACUGGCUGAGCUCGACAAGAGUUCCCGGCGCCUCAUGGAGGAGGCGGUCGAAGAAGCGAAGAAGGCAACGGGGGCGCUGGAGGCAACCUGGAGACCAGAGGUUCAAGAGAUUCGACACGAGAUCCAGGCUUCUCAGCGUAAGUCAGUCCAGGCGCUGGAGUCUGAGAGCGCGAGAUUGACCAAAGCUUUGCAGGAACUGCAGCGUCAGGGCAUCAGCCAUGAGUGGAUGGUGCCACGGGCACAUCAGCGUGUCGAGUAUUUGGCCAUGAAUUCCAGCGAUGCAAAAGGCAUCUGGAUGGAUUCCCCAGAAUUCCGGCUUGGAGGGCAAGGCCCACUUUUCCUGCGCUUCUAUCCGCAAGGCGUAUCAGGCGGUGAUGGUCUUUGCGCAGUUGGUCUGUAUGCGCCCCGCCAUGACAAGCUUGCCGCAUUGCCCCUUCGGUUGGACCUUCGUGUGGCAGACCUUCGCAAGAGAGCCGUUGCGCAGACAGAGGCAGAGGGCGUGCUGUGGCUGGCGCAUGGCUUCGGCACCCUCGACCUGGUCAGAGCCGACAAGGAAGACCUGUCCAUAGGUGUGGAGGUUCCUCCCUUCGCCUGGGCGGCUUUGGAGAGGGCGAAUCCGUUUCAGCAGGGGCCAUCUUGUGCAGCGGUAAAGUUGCAGGACGCCGGCAAAGACUGUCCAAAGCCGACAGUUCGUAUAGAUCAGAUCUCUCGGGAUUGCAAAGUGGCAAACUCUGUGCCGGGAUCGCCGAACACUGCAGGCCCUGUAGCUGUUCUGUCGAGCCCAAGUCCAUCGCGGCCUGGAUGGACAGUUUUCGGCGACCAAGGUUGUCGGGAUGCGGUUGAGCAGCCUGAGCGGCGUCGCCCAUGGUCGGCCCAUGCCGCACAUGCACUGCGACCUGCAAAUAUGCCGGCUGCAUUUGCUACGCUUCCGGCGCAAAGGAGCCGGAAACCUCCCACAAAUCCAUUCCUGCCGGCCACAAGUGCCGACGGAGAACGACCGACGAAUCCUUUCAUCGACCGGCCGUGA
Symbiodinium sp. CCMP2456 is the source of this 2133-nucleotide messenger RNA. Lineage: Eukaryota; Dinophyceae; Suessiales; Symbiodiniaceae. The record is from the annotation of a GenBank genome assembly.